Molecule: messenger RNA, 141 nt
Organism: Cetraspora pellucida
Lineage: Eukaryota; Fungi; Glomeromycota; Glomeromycetes; Diversisporales; Gigasporaceae
Source: the annotation of a GenBank genome assembly
UAUACUAUCGCGGAAUUGGCUAGAUUGACUAACAAACCCGAAAGUUUAGUCAAUAAACUAAAAAAAAAUGCUUUCCAACGCUUACAAGAAGAAGUUCAAAAAGAGAGAAAUGAAAAAUCUUUUCGUUCUUUGCUGGCUUAA